Cladophialophora bantiana CBS 173.52 is the source of this 2085-nucleotide messenger RNA. RefSeq lists its product as uncharacterized. The record is from RefSeq and is a predicted model, not a curated record. Bases 1 to 2085 code for a protein of 694 amino acids. Lineage: Eukaryota; Fungi; Ascomycota; Eurotiomycetes; Chaetothyriales; Herpotrichiellaceae. Gene Ontology annotation, molecular function: DNA-binding transcription factor activity. The transcript has a single exon. Gene Ontology annotation, biological process: regulation of DNA-templated transcription.
AUGUCCGUCGCAAUGCACGCCUUCAGAAAAGCACAGUUUGGCGACCGAACAUAUUCAUCCCUUCAAUCACUCCUCGAUGACCCCGCACAGAUCUUCAUGCCGUCCAACACGGUUGAGCGUCCUGUUGGUGGGGAUCUCGAGAUAUUGUCGGCCUCGCGGUACCCCCAGGGACUCAUGCAGCCUUACGAGGACAUGGAACAGAAUCCACGCAAGCGGAAGGCGACAACGUCGUCGAACCAUCUCUACGGAGGCAUUGUCUUGACUGGUGCCCCAAGUGAGAGUAACCUUUCAUCUUCUGGAGAACAGGACCAACCGUCAAUCCAAAAGAAGCCAAAGUCGACUAAGCGUUCCUCUGCCAAUGACGGAGACGACCAAGGGACCGAAAAGAAGCAAAGGGGCCGACCUAGACUCGACACGCACGAUGAAACGGCAGCCGAUCGUCGGCGGACGCAGAUUCGGCUGGCGCAAAGAGCAUACCGUCAUCGCAAGGAAACCACCAUCUCGGCACUGAAGCAAAAGGUCACUGAUCUCCAAACCACCAUUGAGCACAUGAACAAGACCUUUCUGACCUUACAUGACAACAUGGUCGACGCCGGGAUCUUGACCUCGCACUACUCGCUAGGUCGACAGCUUCAGUCAGCCACCGAAGAGUUCGUCGCACUGUCCAAGAGAGCCUCACCUGAAUCAGACGACGAAGAGGAGGCCAUUGCGAAAAUCACCAGAGGCAGCGAUGGGAAACCAUCCUCCGAACCAGGUGAGCGCAACAGACGAUCUAGUGCCCAGCUGGACGCAAAGACCUCGUCACGGCCAGCAGCAACCAAGACUGAUAAUGUACGUCGGGCGAUUAGUUUUGACCAGACCUCUACCGACGCAGAAGCAGAUGUGGAAGAGUUACCUUUGAUAGGCAAAGAAGACAACUCGUUGCUCGCGCUCUCAGAGACGGCGUGGUCAACGGACAAUUCUAAUCUCCACGGCCUGAACGAUUUCCUGUCCUUCAACACCGCCAUUCCCGAUGUCGUCCUGUUCGACGACCCCAAUGAGAAACUCGUCAUUGAACGCCCUCUCAAGCCCGCUCAUCAGCCCGAGGGCUCCUACACGUACAGCUUCCAAGAGACGACCUUUGCACGCCGCUUACACCGAAUGUGUCUCGAACGCGCUUUCCGCAACCUCACCAACCCGCAUGUUGACCCGGAAUACAUUAAGCGGGCCUUCCGAUUCACAUUCUGCUUCUCAAACCGCAAACGGAUGCUGCAACGAUUCCAAGAAAUGCUCAAGCGCAAAGCCGGCGAGUCUUUGGAGAACUGGAACGUGCCUUUUUUCCACAUUGGCGGAGCUGGGACGCAUUUUCCUCGCCGUGACGAGGAAGGAAACCCCAUUUACCCGCCUAAUAUGAUCAAUCCCGCAAGAGCAUUCGGCCCCCAGCCGUACGUCCAGGCCGAGACUCCACGAAUGGAGACGUCGGUGCAGGAGAUGCUCGAGAACAUCGGCUUCGGCGGGGUUUGGUUCGACAGUCACGACGUCGAAGAGUAUCUCAAGACCAAAGGCAUAUACCUCGACGGGCAGAGCAGCUUUAUUGAAGUCGAUUCCAGUGUCCUCCCACUAGUCAAAGCAUCCAUUUCUACCAGCGAUGGGACCUCGAGUUCGGAUCGCAGUCCACUCGAAGCGACGCUGCGCACUCCCAGCCCGCUGCUGGGCGCCGAAGGCCUGACCGACCCUAUCAUUGACCCAUUCGUCGCGCAUGAACUAGGCGAAAUGUUUGCCCGACCAGGCACGUUAUUCCCGUCUGCCGCCUCCAACGCCGCGACCACCAACAACAACGGCAACAGUAACAGUGGCAGUUCCGCUUUCCAGAACCCUACAAAGUCUGCAGAUGAUCCGUGGGCCGACUUCGCAGCACUCAACCCGACUUCCUCACCGCCUACGUUCUCUGAUCUACUGGGCAGAAGACAGAAUCCUCUGACCUUUGACGUGGAGAUGUUUCUCGAGCGCAUGAUUCAUGGGAGCGCCUGCUUAGGCCGGGCGCCCGGGUUCAGAAAGGACACGAUCGACCAGGCUCUUGUGAUGAGUUUGCAAGAGGGUUUUUGA